Messenger RNA from Dreissena polymorpha, 1866 nucleotides. Its product is annotated as multiple epidermal growth factor-like domains protein 10. The transcript is spliced from 4 exons. The record is from RefSeq and is a predicted model, not a curated record. Lineage: Eukaryota; Metazoa; Mollusca; Bivalvia; Myida; Dreissenidae. Bases 193 to 1359 code for a protein of 388 amino acids. Gene Ontology annotation, molecular function: scavenger receptor activity.
GGUGGUGCGUUUUAAGAUUGUACUGACAAACGGUUUAGCCAGUUAUUAACUUGUUUGACCAUUUGUCAAAUUAAAUCAUAAUCAAAAGAAUAUCAUAAUGAAUGCUGAUGGUGUACAUACUUUCUUCAAUCGGCGUGGCAUAAUCGUUAAAUAACAGUGGACUUAUAUAUAAUUUAUAUACAACGAUUUAAUAUGGCUUUUCGAGUUUCGAUGCAAUAUCUAAAACACGAAAAAUCGUGUCGAAUAUUUGUGGUGAUCGUUUUUAUCUCCAUUAUGCAGAGUGUAUCUCAAGCGCAAACGUGUCCUGAGGAAUGUCUUACCUGUGAUAAAAGAGACAGGUGCGAACGCUGUAAGGACGGAUACUAUCUGCAAAAACUAAUACGGUGUGUUCCUUGUAAAAACGAGGCAUGCCUGACGUGUUCAGAUAGAAGUGAAUGCACUUCCUGUAGGCCAGGUACAUUUGGCAUUACGUGUGAAAAUAAAUGUAACCUUGAACGUAAAAACAACACGUGUAAUUACGGAGAUGGAACAUGCUCUUGCAUUGAUGGGUAUUAUGGUCCAUAUUGUUCGGAGAAAUGUUCUGAGUCUUGCUCUGAUGCAUGUGAUAAAAGUGGGUCAUGCCUAUGUAAACCCGGAUACUAUGGUGAUACAUGUCGAUCUAAGUGUUACAGUGGAUGCUUAGACUGUGAUAAUCCAUUUAACUGCACAUUAUGUACAAAUAAUCGACAUGGAAUCCAAUGUGAAAAAGAGUGCUCUCAGAACUGUUCUACUGGAUGUAACCUCUACGACGGUCACUGUAAUAGUUGUUACAUUGGAUGGUUUGGAAUCUACUGUGACAACAGGUGUUCUGUGCACUGCGCGAACGGGUGUGAUUCUACGGGAAAAUGUUCGGGAUGUGUGCCGGGAUACUAUGGAGAUUUUUGCAACGAACAGUGUCCGAGUAAUUGUAUAGGAGGAUGUAAUCAAAGUACCGGGGUAUGUUUGGUCUGUGUAACAGGAUUUGGGGGAAGGUUUUGCGAAGUUAUACCUGACAAGAUAGUUUCAACGCAGAUUGUUUCACUGUCUGGUGUUGCAAUCGCAGGCUGGGCGAUUGCUUCUGUCCUGGCCUUAGUCGUCGUUUUUGGACUUGUAGUGUUUUGCCGAAGACGGGUUAAAACGGCACAAGAAGUAAAUAAGAAACCGGAAUGGACAGACGACAGGUAUUACAAUGUGAAAUCCAUGAAAGAUGCUGUUUCUGUCAGCAUACGUCCGGACUCCACGCCAUACUACAGUUGCCUUGAUGAUACGGACAUCUCUCACACGUAUUCUGCCUUGGACAAAAACGCGGCUAAGUCAGUUCAACCGGAGCUUCAUUGUUGAAUGUGAAAUUUCAUGUUUUUUUUACAGCGCAAAACAUGAAUAUUUGAAUCAAUAUGGACCACUUGUGGUGUUCUGGCUCAGUAUGUAUUAUAUUGGAAUAAUGCAACUGUAAAAACAUCAUCAGGUUGAAAUUAUUACAACCAUAUUCGCUUGUCAUUCACGAUGCUACUUUAAAAUGUACCAAGCGCGCAGAACACGAUUUUUACUUUGUUUAAGUGAAAUGUUAACAUAUUGACAACAUGUUAUACGGCAAAAUCUAUUAUUUUCUCAACUGUAUUCAUCACACAAGAAAUGACUAUAAUACAUGCCAAAGCCUCUAUUACGUGUUUAUAUAAACAAAUAAUACAAUAAUUACAAUAUGAGAGACAGGAACUGCAUGAUAAGCUAUUAAGUAAUGUUGUAUUUAAGAUGGAAAAAGACAUGUGGUAGUUCUUUAGCAUUUUGUUUAAUUCAAUAAAAUUGUAGAAACUUUAUUCAACAACUUAUAAAUCUAUAUAUUAUUGUUAA